CUACUUCCUCAGCAACAUCUGAGCAAAGCCCCAACAGGUUUCCAUUCUAUAUCGUAAUGGCGGCAGUUCCCGGGCAGCUGGUGUGGGAGAUUGUAAAGAAGAACAAUUGUUUCUUGGUCAAGGAGUUCGGUAAUGGCACCGCUGGCGUUGUCUUCAGCAAGGAACCAAACAAUCUCUACAAUCUUCACUCUUACAAGCACUCUGGGUUAGCAAACAAGAAAACUGUGACAAUUCAAGGGGGGAAAGAUCAAACUGUUCUCCUGGCCACAACCAAGACCAAGAAGCAGAACAAACCUGCUAAUUUGCUAAACAAAUCUGUCAUGAAGAAGGAAUUUCACCGCAUGGCCAAGGCUGUCACCAAUCAGGUUGCUGAUAACUAUUACAGACCGGACUUGAAGAAGGCAGUUCUGGCAAGGUUGAGUGCCGUUAACAGAAGCCUUAAGGUUGUCAAAUCCGGCCCCAAGAAGAAGAAUAGGCAGGC
This is a messenger RNA of Cuscuta europaea, 481 nucleotides long. The record is from the annotation of a GenBank genome assembly. Lineage: Eukaryota; Viridiplantae; Streptophyta; Magnoliopsida; Solanales; Convolvulaceae.